Molecule: messenger RNA, 297 nt
Organism: Cylindrotheca closterium
Lineage: Eukaryota; Bacillariophyta; Bacillariophyceae; Bacillariales; Bacillariaceae
Source: the annotation of a GenBank genome assembly
AUGAAGAUCUCCAAGAAGAACCAAACCUCCACCACCGAAAAGGCACCCAAGAAGGGACUUCUUGGCAAGCUUGGCUUGAAGAAGAACAAGAAGGCGAAGGAAGGGGAAAAGCCAGUCGAGGAAGAAAAGCCGGUCGAGGAAGAAAAGCCAGUCGAUCCUGAACCAGUCAAGGAGGACGCUCGUGAGCUUGAAAAGCCCGUCCAAUCGGUUGACACUGAAGCAACAAAGGACGACACUGAGCGUGAGCAACCCGAGAACAAGCCACCCACCAGUCCUUUGUUCUGUGGAUGCCUCUAA